Plasmopara halstedii is the source of this 2517-nucleotide messenger RNA. RefSeq lists its product as uncharacterized. The transcript is spliced from 4 exons. The record is from RefSeq and is a predicted model, not a curated record. The coding region runs from base 1 to 2517 and encodes 838 amino acids. NCBI's taxonomy places the organism in Eukaryota, Oomycota, Peronosporomycetes, Peronosporales, Peronosporaceae.
AUGAAGAAAGUUCUAGCCACGAGUCAGAAGACCGUACAAAUUCAUGUGGAUGAGAAAAAUGAUCUGAAAGAAGGUUCUGAAAAAGACGAUGAUGAAGAGGAAGCCGAUGGUGAUGUGCAAGAACCUGAUCAAAGUGAUGAAUCGGUCGAGGAGGAUAACGGCUUGACAGAAAACCAAAAUCGACUUCUGUAUCUUGUUUCUAAAUACUCAAAGCCUGCUCUCUGUGCAUCUGACAAGGAAGAAUGGAUUCGGAAACCAGCGCUUCAAGUUUUGCUGUACGAAGCGAUUGUGUCCAAGGCACUUGAUUACGACUACGCACCAUCGUCCGAAUUGGUGGAGAAUAAACGCCGAUACCUGAACAUAACACAAGAGGGAAGAUCUGACCUCGAUUUCUUACGUGAAGAAGCUUUAGUGAAUGGAUUAAAACUCUCGUCCAAGAUUUACCAACCCGUGACAUGCUAUCAAAUUUCGGAGAAAGGUCUUGAACUCGUCGCAAAAAUGAGUAAGGCCGACAAAUUAGUGAUCAAUGAUAUUGUAUACGCUCCAGGCACAUUGCACUUGUUGCGAGUAGAAUGGGAAAAAGAGGAAUACUGGCUUGUGGAUAAAGAAAGUGGGUAUCGCCGUCUCUCGUCCGUAACUGAAACGGAAGAUGUAUCGUACGUCUCGAGUGCGUAUAUUCCGCAAUGUCUGCGUCUUGGUGGACGUCCGACACUAAGUAAUGCACAUCGAGCUCACGAGUGUGGAGUAAGCGAUUCCUGCAUUCGGGACCGACUCGAUGAAAUUAUCACACUGAACUCAGUUUCUCUAAUCGUGGCUGAGUAUAUUCCAUUUGGCUCGAACCAAAUAGUACAACUAAACUGCAAUUUUGGAUCUACUGAACGUGUCCAGGGCGGAUUUCUUACGGCUAUUGCAGACAAUGAUACAAGUGGGACACAAAUUUCGGUGGAUCCCGGGCUUACGUCAAUAAAUAUUUUGGAUUACACCAUGACCAAUCACGUCAAUUUUGAAGCGGAUAUUCACUUUCCGGAAGCUCCUGGAGUAGUGCAAGUUGAAACUUUUGGCUGUUCACUUUCAGCAUCAGGGUUUUGUUUAUACGGCAUGCAAGUGGAAGCUAUCACAGACCACAUUAAAGACAAUAUUUCGUUAGAUCACCUAUCUCGACUGCUCGUGGACGUUCACAUGGACUCUUCCAAGAUUGUUGAUACUGUUCUGUCAGCGUAUCAACGUUCCCUCCUUUGUCUGAUCUAUUCGAACCAAGCAGCUUGUCGCAACAAGAUUAACCUCAUCAUUGCAAAUGAGAUCACACCCCAUUUAACAGCAGAAGAGUAUAUGGAUAAAGGAGAGUACGAGAAUGAAGUUAAGCAAGUGAUAGGCGAUGCUCGUGCUGCCUUUGACAUUAGUGAGCAGGAUACUCUCGUCUUUGGAGCCUAUGGAUUGCUUAUUGCUGGUCCGAAUAGCAGACGUCAUGAACCAUUAUUGUGCAGUUUUCUCCAAUUCGAGUCUAUGAACUUAUUUACUCAAAACUUUUUUGCUCGAAUGUUCAUCAUCAUUGAUGACAUGGCACAAGUGCGAGCGCUAAUUGAGACAGCGGAAAAGGACCCGAACAGAUUGCGUAGCAUUCGAAAUCAGCUUGCUACACUUUCGAAAGAAAUCAUUCUGAUGGAAGAAAUACUUUGUCAUCUCGAGGAAUCGCUGAAUGAAGCGACUAUACCAACUGAGCCGCCGGGUCAAGCAGGUCGAAGUCUUUACGAGCAACUCCAACUUGAAAUUUUGAGUCAUCAACUUAAGCGUCGAGUGAGGGAAUUACACAAAAACAUGAAUGGGGCUCGCCACGAACUCGCAGUUCUGAAUGAAAUGGCAAACAUCGUCUCCAAUGAGAAGAAUUUCCAACAGAAUGAGGCUAUCCGCAUGAACACUCGAACUUUGCGCGAAUUACAAGAAAUUAACGAGCGAUCAGCUUCGACUCUCAUGAUAAUGAAGAUGAUGUUGAGCGGUCUACUGGCUUUCAAUCUCCUUGAUCGUAUCACGGGUACCUGGACUGUAACCGAUCAAGAGUGGAUUAGGGGCUUUGUUAAGGUCAUGAUCUAUAACAACGCGGGGUUAUGGUUCUUUUUUAGCCUUGUGGCCUGGGUGAUUGUAGGGACUGGUAUGAUUUAUCUGCUGCGGUAUUUUACUUAUAAAUCGCGAGGUGUUGUAUCGAUCAAAGUUGAGCACAAAGUUUCUAUACAUCUGAAGAAUCUUAGCAGAUAUUUACAAGACAAAGUUCUUCAGAAUGAAUCACAUCAAUAUGAAGGUGGAGUUCGCAUUGCAAAAGUAAUUUGGGAAGAAAAGGACAAGAAAGAAUGGGGUGGUUCUGCUCCUGUCAUCGAGAUUGAAUAUGAUGAACAGAAUGCUUUUAUGUUACAAAUAACAAUAUCAUACAAAAAACGCCAGGCCGUGAAAACACUCGCGUUCAAUGCCAACGAACUGUACACGCAUUUAAUACAAGAAAUGGACAAGGCACGUAUUUUCGUAUAA